This is a messenger RNA of Solea solea (common sole), 972 nucleotides long. RefSeq names its product olfactory receptor 2AT4-like. Lineage: Eukaryota; Metazoa; Chordata; Actinopteri; Pleuronectiformes; Soleidae. The transcript has a single exon. Bases 1 to 972 code for a protein of 323 amino acids. The record is from RefSeq and is a predicted model, not a curated record. Gene Ontology annotation, cellular component: membrane. Gene Ontology annotation, molecular function: olfactory receptor activity; G protein-coupled receptor activity. Gene Ontology annotation, biological process: G protein-coupled receptor signaling pathway.
AUGAUGAUCCUCACGAACGUGACGAGGAUGAGGAGCUUCUUCAUCCUGGGAUUCCCUGGACUUUCACCUCAGUAUUAUGGACCCGUGUCUGCUCUGCUCUUUGUCGUCUACCUGUCCAUCGCAGUAGGGAACAUUUUCAUUUUGGCCUUUGUUUCGUGUGAGAAGUCGCUCCAAAAACCGACAUAUCUGGUGUUUUGUCACCUGGCGCUGAACGACCUGACGUUCGGCACCGUGACUCUCCCAAAGAUCAUUUCCAAAUACUGGUUUGGCGACAGUGUUGUUCCGUUUUACGGCUGUUUCGUGCAGAUGUUCUUCGUCCACUAUUUAGGUUCCGUGACCUCGUUCAUCCUGCUGGUGAUGGCUCUGGAUCGAUUCAUCGCGAUAUGCGUCCCGCUGCGUUAUCCCGUCCUUGUGACGAACAACAUCAUCUCGGCGCUCAGUGGCUUCGCCUGGUUCAUCCCUCUGCCUCUGAUGGUGGCCGUCGUCCUCCACGUCCUCACGCUGCCGUUCUGUAAAUCAAACGUCAUCGCUCAGUGUUACUGCGACCACAUCUCCAUCACGAGCCAAGCGUGCGGUGAGGACGUGAGAAUCGUCGCCAUCACCUCGCUGUGCGUCGCCAUGUUCUGUCUCUUGGUUCCUCUCGCUUUCAUCUUGUUUUCCUACAUUUCCAUCCUUGCGGUCAUUUUGAAAAUGACCAACGCCGCGGGACGCAAGAAGACCUUGUCCACGUGUAGCCCACAGAUAUUCAUCACAUGUCUGUUUUACCUGCCCAGAUGUUUCGUGUACGUCGCCAACACCGUCGGCUUCUCCUUCAGUUUGGACGUUCGCAUUUUACUGAUAUUGUUGUACAGUCUUUUGCCUCCCGCCGUUAAUCCACUCAUCUACUGUUUCAAGACUCAGGACAUCAAGCAGAUGUUGAUGAAGAGGUUGAAUAGAAGGAAAAUUGGAAUUGAGAUAAAAUUGUCGUAUUGA